AUGUUACAAGAAAUACAACUCGUUCAAGGUCAGACCAACUAUAUGGUCAUUUCUUCAGGCUAUCCUACAUCUACUGUCACUAAAAAUACGGAAAAAAGGAUUCUACCGAUUUCUACAGCUGUUGAAAAAAAUUAUGUCACACACGAUACUCCUCCAAACCUGCAGUACAGAAAAAAAGUGCACUUCAGGACAAAUCCAUACACAGGCCCUCAAGCUGUUUCAAUAGCCAGACGCAAUGCUAGAGAACGUAAUCGUGUCAAACAAGUUAAUGAUGGAUUUAAUGCACUGCGUCGACAUCUUCCGGCAUCAGUGGUAGCGGCAUUAUCAGGUGGAGCCAGACGAGGUUCAGGCAAGAAACUGAGUAAAGUAGACACAUUGAGAAUGGUCGUAGAAUAUAUAAGAUAUUUACAGCAAUUGCUUGAUGAAAGCGAUGCUGCUUUGGGCAUUACACGCGACCAGGAAAAUAGAGAAAAUAUACCAAGUGGUAAUCAAACUAUAACUGUGACGGAUAUGGACGAUGGCUUUUUUUACGAAAGUGGAUCACCUUGUUCUGAAAAGGCAGUUUCCCCAGCACCUUCAGAAUGUUCAUCUGGUGUUUCAUCAGCGUAUUCCAAUGUGGAUAGGUACGAGGUAUCAACACAACAAACUUUGGGCCCAAUGGAUGAGGAUGAACUUCUUGAUGUAAUUUCAUGGUGGCAACAAAAAUAG
Danaus chrysippus (African queen) is the source of this 708-nucleotide messenger RNA. The record is from the annotation of a GenBank genome assembly. NCBI's taxonomy places the organism in Eukaryota, Metazoa, Arthropoda, Insecta, Lepidoptera, Nymphalidae.